Molecule: messenger RNA, 1250 nt
Organism: Spodoptera litura
Lineage: Eukaryota; Metazoa; Arthropoda; Insecta; Lepidoptera; Noctuidae
Molecular function (GO): protein binding
Source: RefSeq, a predicted model, not a curated record
AUUCAUUUCAUAACAAACGGGCAGUGCCGGUGGUCGGACAGAUACCACAAACGGUUGUCAUGAACCUGCGUUCACAAUGAGAAGCCUGACGAAAAUCCUAUCAAUCUUUGCCAUUUUCAUCGCUGGAUACAACACAGAAAAAUGCGAACGAAUCAAAAUUGGAAACGAAUUUUACAAACGACAGCUUAUUGCGACAAUAGAUGGAUACCCAACAGGAAUGGUGAUAGAUCCAAGAACGGACCACAUAUUCUUCAUCCUUCAUAAAAGAAACUACACCAAAGGAAUACAUCUACUAAAACAUGGAUCCUUAGGUAUCAAAGAACUGCCAGUUUCUGACGAAUUACUUGGACAAUGUGUGGCUAUAGAUACUACCAAUAAUAUUAUUUAUAUUGGCACCAAUCAAGGCCUAGUCACGUAUGAUUAUUCAAGAACAGAAAUUACUGCAGAAAGGCCGAUUGGAGACGAUGAUGUACGAAGCAUCUUUAUAGAUAAGACAGAUAACCAGAUGUAUAUAGCAACAGGAUCAAACCACGAAAUAUUCCGUUUCAUGAACGGUUCAGCUGCUGUGAAACGAUACGAUAAGAUUCCAAAAGCAUACAGCUUCAUUCUGGAUAGUAAAGGCAAUGCUUUCUACGAAUAUAUUGACGGCAGAUUAUAUUUCUUCUCCAUGGAUUUGUAUGAACCAAUUCAAUAUAAAGGUUUCACUAGGGAACUAAAAUAUAUUCUGCAAUUGAACAACAACGAUGAAGCUAUUGUAGCUGUCAAAGGUUCCUUGUUCAGACUAUUUACUAAAAGCAUUCUACCUGUUAAAAUAGGACAAUUAGGUUUCAAAAUCACCGGUCUAGCCUUCGAUCAUAAAAAUAAUAUUGUUAUAGGUACUAAAGGAAAGAUUUAUAGGUACAAACCUAUUGAUACAAAUGAUCCUUGUCCGGCUGACGAUUACUUUAUGUCAAGCAUUUAAAAUAUUUUUAUUUCAGACAAUUUUAGUUGCUCGAAGAUUCAAUUUAUUGUUUGAUUAGUGACUCUUUAGUUAGCACGUUAUUUAAGGUCGAGUCAAUCGCCUGCCGUCUUUUCUUUAGCAAUUAGUUACUGUUUAAGUGUUUGCAUUAUUUUACGCAUACAUAGUUGUUAAUUUGAGCAACUAAAUUUGUUUUUAUGAUGAUCUUAACUGUCAUAUUUCCAAAAUUCUCAAGUUCAUUUUGUAUAUCAUCAAUUAACAUUACUUUAUUUUGGUCAUCUUCAUUGUCAUG